Messenger RNA from Hyla sarda, 2941 nucleotides. It is a transcript of the gene PLEKHN1, whose product is annotated as pleckstrin homology domain containing N1. Gene Ontology annotation, cellular component: cytoskeleton; mitochondrial membrane. Gene Ontology annotation, molecular function: phosphatidic acid binding; cardiolipin binding; phosphatidylinositol phosphate binding. Gene Ontology annotation, biological process: positive regulation of apoptotic process; 3'-UTR-mediated mRNA destabilization; response to hypoxia. Lineage: Eukaryota; Metazoa; Chordata; Amphibia; Anura; Hylidae. The record is from RefSeq and is a predicted model, not a curated record.
CAAUGACGUGCAGAAGGACAAUGUGGACCAACGAUUCCUUAGCAUCUUCCGCAAGGGCAAGAAGAAAACGAUUGUUCGGAACAUGGGGCAGAUGAUUCAUUAUUCCAAGGUCAAGUUUCGAUUUCAGCACAGCCAGGAUAUAAGUGACUGUUAUUUGGAACUUUUCCAGUCCCAACUGUACUUCCAGUCUCGAGGUCCCACUGGGUUGACAUAUCAGGGAUUAGUGCCACUGAAGGAGUUGAGUGUUUACAAGUUGGAACGUUCCAAGGUCCCACCUAAACCAGAGGAAGAGCAUGCUUUCCGAAUCACAGGGCCUCUACUCAAUCCAUUAAUAGUUUAUUGUCCAACCCUGCAAGAGUUGCAGAAAUGGCUUUACCACUUGGAGAAGCAGAUCCAGCUCAAUGGCGGAAACCCUGACACUUUGCCUAUAACAGAGGUCAACAAUGUGAACCCUUGGGAUAAAUCAGAACUGAGAAAGUCUGUUCAGAGCCAACCAGUCCAGGACUGGGAGGGAACACAGAGGGAAUCUCUAGGUGCCAUCACUUGCAUCUCCAAGGUGAAGCUGCAGACCCUGCCGUUCCAGGAACUGAAUGACAGAGUAUUGGUCUUGUACCCAUCCACUCUUGUGAUACUUUCUGAAGAAGGAAAAAAUCUUAGUUUUAAGGGAGAACUACCACUUAAAGCCAUACGGGUGAUUACAGAUGACAAUGAGAAACAGAAAAAGUCUUUCUUAUUAGAAGGAAGGUACAUCAACACGAUCCGCGUGAUCUGCCUCCAUCAACAAGAUUACGAUGAGUGGAUCGACCACCUAAAGAUCGCCCAGCUUCAAAACAGAGACUCCUCACUGUCCGCAUCCAGUAGUUUUUGUGGAUCACACUCUGCACAUCAUGAGCAGGUGACUGCCAGUUGCCGUAGCUCAUUUACCUCAGAUGGGCGAACAAAGUCCUGGGCAUCGGGCAGCAAGCUGGCGAACUCAAAUCAACACUCCAACAGCAAUACCCAGGGGUCUGACCGCCAGUCUUAUACCAUAGUGGGUGAGCAGAACCUGCAGGAGGAUCCGCUGUCUCCUGGAUAUUCACAGCCUGUUCAUUGCACGGCAAAUCAGAACUGGUCCAGUGGACUAAAUGGCUCAAGCGAUCUCCAGAGAGGUGGCAGCAUCCGAGGGUCAAAAGGGAAGAAAAACUUGUGUUUGCAGAUGCCCCCCACUAUGCCGCACUGCUACGACAUAGAAAACACAGGAUUUGGACUUAUCCCUGAGACCCCCAGCGAAGAUGUCUUGUCUCCCCUGUACAAGGAGCCAUACUCCUACCAGAAGCCCCAAACUACUGUGACUCCUCAGGAUAUGUUAAACAGAUGGAGCCUAGCGGACAGCCAGCAGUCUACCUCUCAGUCUAACAGUCAAGUAUUGUCCCCGCUGUAUGCUGAGCCAUACACACCGACCGGCCAAACAAAUAGCAGUACCAAUUUUGUGGAAGAGCUUCUACGAAGUUUAAACACAAACCGCACUGAGACGCAUACCUCCAAUAUGAAGACCAAUGGAUCAUUCCAUGUCAGCCACAAAGGACAUCCACAAUUACAAAAAAUAUAUUCGCAUCCGGUGAAGGGAAACCAGCAGCUAGUGAAGCCCAUGUUACACAGGAACAGCGAACCAGACACCAGCAUCCACUCCAGACUUGUACCAGCUGCACAGACUCCAUUUUUUAAAAGUAUAUCCAUGGUAAAGGCAGAGAUGCAACACAGCAACAAAGAAGUUGAAGAGAUGUUUGACCUUCCGUCCUCCAGUAGUCUACAGACAGAUCCACUAGACCACGACUAUGCAGAGCUGCAGAGUUUCCAGAGUGACUUCAGUUAUGAUAAUAUUUGGGACUAUGAAGUCAAAGAGAAAGAUCUCAAUCAGUUGUCGGCACCCUCUUAUCCCAAGCACUAUUUUCCAGGCAUCCAAGGCAAGACUGUACCUAGCCGGUGGCUGUAAUGGAGAUGCUGCAGGACUGGAGUUGUAUUCCAGGCUUGAACUUUUGUGAAGAACUUUUUGCUGCUUUGGUGGGUCACGCAUCUGUGGUGGGACUCAUCUGAUAUUGCGUUCAGUAGUGUUGAGUGGCCUUUCCAUGUUUCCUAGUCUACUGGUCUUCCUAUUGUGUUAGGAAGCUACUCAUUAUGCCUUUUCCAUUUUAUACAUGUAAAAAUUCAUUGCAUUGGAGAGAAUGAGGCAAUUGCAGGUGCUACUUUUUGCAACAAAAAAAAGGCUUUUUUUUCUUUACAUUUACUAUGCAGGUGUGGCUGCUGUGGAUCACAAAGAUGCAAGUGGCAAUUUCGGUAUUAGAUGCAUAUCACGUACAUCUUAUAGCCAAACUUGCUUUAACCUGACUUAUGCAAUGUACCUCUGGUUUGGUUCAUACUUUCCCCUGUCCUGAUUCACAAAACCCUUGUCAUAAAAUUUCACCCAUGUAUAAGGACGCUUAAUUAUGGAAAGUCCUGCCAGCAACUAUCGCAAUUGUAUUGUGAAUAAAACAAUAAAGUUUUCCAGGUCUCAUAGUAUAGACUUGGCGUCUGUUAUAAGGACUGAGGGAUCUUGGUCUCCCUGGGAUUCAUACGCCAGGUUCUAGGUGUGAACAGCAUUCGUGAGCCGCUGUUUGUGUUGCUUUGCCCAUGUGAGCUACCAAUACGUAACAUGUUGGUUGGUUUACAAUGUAAAUGUAAGUAUAUUUAUAUAAUAUUUGGUUUAAUAUUUAGGCCAUAAGGACCUUUUUUUUAUGUAUUUUUUUCCCUUUUUUUAUACUGGUUUAAUGGGUUAUUUUGUUCAACCUAUUUAACAUAAUGUGGUAUUUAUUAAGAAUGGUUGCACUGUUAAGUCUGUAAAUAAUUUGUAUGCAACGGAAGUUUGAGGGUGGGGUUUUUUAACUUCUGAAUUGUUAUACUUUCAACUUUUAAAAUAAAAAAAAAA